Messenger RNA from Aspergillus nomiae NRRL 13137, 889 nucleotides. Its product is annotated as short-chain dehydrogenase. The coding region runs from base 62 to 814 and encodes 250 amino acids. The record is from RefSeq and is a predicted model, not a curated record. The transcript has 4 exons. NCBI's taxonomy places the organism in Eukaryota, Fungi, Ascomycota, Eurotiomycetes, Eurotiales, Aspergillaceae.
UCAACGUCUUAUCUCUAUACCAACUACCCAAUCCCACACUACGAAGAAGAGAAAAGACAAAAUGGCCCUCAACGGAAAAGUUGCCCUCAUCACCGGCGGCGUCAAGAACCUCGGGGCCGCCGCCGCCCGUGAGCUGGCCAGCUCCGGCGCAAACCUCGCCCUCCACUACCACUCCGACAGCAGCAAGAACGAUGCCGCGACGCUGGAGGCCGAGCUGAAAAAGUCCUACCCCAGCAUCAAGGUCGCGUUCUAUCAGGGUAACCUGACUUCCGCCGGAGCCGUGACGAAGCUCUUCCAGGAUGCGCUGAAGGAGUUUGGAAAGAUUGAUAUCGUCGUCAAUACGGUGGGCAAGGUGCUUAAGAAGCCUAUUACUGAGAUCACGGAGGAGGAAUAUGAUACUAUGUUUGCGAUCAAUUCUAAGACGGCGUUCUUCGUUCUCAAGGAAGCUGCCGCACACGUCACGGACGGAGGCAAGAUCAUCACGAUCGUCACGGCCCUCCUCGGUGCUUUCACGGGAUACUAUACUUCCUACGCUGGUAGCAAGGCUCCUGUCGAGCAUUUCACUCGAGGCGUCUGUAAGGAACUCCAAUCCCGCCGCGUCAGCGUCAACAACAUUGCUCCGGGACCAAUGGACACCCCCUUCUUCUACCCCCAGGAAUCCCCUGAGGCUGUCGAGUUCCACAAGUCCAAUGGUAUGGGCAACCGUCUGACCAUGGUCGAGGAUAUCGCUCCGAUUGUUCGGUUCCUCUGCACGGAGGGCGCCUGGAUCACGGGCCAGACCAUCUUCGCUAACGGUGGAUAUACUACUCGCUAAGGUGGGUGAUUGAUGUUGAAUGAACGUAUGGUGUUAUGACAAUGCCGGAGGUGUAUGUGCUUUUAUAAUGUGGUU